GUAAAGGGAGAAAAAGCAAAGCAAGCUAGAAAAAAGCACAUAGCUGUGCUGUGUUUUACCUUCAUCUCAGAGCUUUUAUUUUCUUGCAAACAAGGGAGACUUGAAGCAUCAUUACCCACAUGCAGGGGAGGAGUUGCCUCUGCUGUUGCUUCUGUUGUAUGAAGCAAGUUGCUUCCAGACACAGUUUCACUCAUGGGAGGUGCAAUGGACUAAAAAGUUUCUCAUGAGUUCUUGUGCAUCACCCCUUGAUCCUCAGCCUCUCUGAAGGCUUGAGCUGUAGGGGAGGAUGUUUUGCACAGACGGGACUGCAGCCCAGGGAUGGUGUUUAUGGAACUGUGAGAGGAUACAGAGGGAGAUAGAAUGUCUGAGCCUCCUCCGGCAAUGAGUGAAAGAUUUGACAUCUCUUACAUGGAGAAAAAAAACAGGUUAAAAUGACUUAUCCUGAUUUAAGCAAUGACAGCUUUGCCAACCACACAGACAGCAGGUGGGACCUGGUUGGCAAUGAGACAAGGAACUUUACCAAUGGUACAUCUUUGGACAUCCAGGCACUUAGCGUGGGCUGCUUCCUUGCAAUCUUUAUACUAUUUGCAAUUGUGGGGAACAUCAUGGUUAUUCUCUCGGUGGCAUGCAACAGGCAGCUUCAGACAGUCACCAAUUACUUUAUUAUUAACUUGGCCAUAGCAGAUCUUCUUCUGAGCACCACUGUGCUCCCCUUCUCUGCAACACUGGAAGUCUUAGGCUUUUGGGCUUUUGGAAGGAUCUUUUGUGACAUUUGGGCUGCUGUAGAUGUCCUCUGCUGCACAGCGUCCAUUAUGAGCCUAUGCAUCAUAUCCAUUGACAGAUAUAUAGGGGUCAAGUACUCAAUCAAGUAUCCCACCAUAAUGACUGAGAAGAAAGCUGUUAUCAUCUUGAUAGUUCUCUGGUUGUCCUCAAUGGUAAUAUCCAUUGGACCUCUCUUGGGAUGGAAGGAACCUCCACCCAAGGAUGAUCGGGAGUGCAGCAUUACAGAGGAACCUGGUUAUGCAAUAUUUUCUUCUCUAUUCUCUUUUUAUUUGCCCUUGCUGGUUAUCUUGGUCAUGUAUUUUAGAGUCUACGUUGUGGCCAGGAGGACCACAAAGAGUCUUGAAGCUGGAGUAAAGAAGGAGAGGAACAAAUCUAUGGAAGUUGUCCUUAGGAUUCAUUGCAGAAGUGUGAUGGAAGAUUCUUCCUCCAGCACAAGAAAUAAGCACAAUUUCAGAAGCUCCCUGUCUGUCAGACUAUUAAAAUUUUCGAGAGAGAAAAAAGCUGCAAAAACGCUUGCUAUAGUGGUUGGGAUAUUUAUCCUCUGCUGGUGUCCCUUCUUUCUGGUCCUCCCACUAGGGUCUUUAUUUCCUUCUCUGAAACCAUCAGAUUCGGUCUUCAAGGUGAUCUUCUGGUUGGGAUAUUUCAACAGCUGUGUCAAUCCUAUCAUAUACCCGUGUUCCAGUAAGGAAUUCAAAAGAGCUUUCACCAGGCUGUUGCGAUGUCAGUGCCGAAGAAGACGGCGACCAUUAUGGAGGGUCUAUGACCAUCAAUGGAGAUCAUCCAUGAAUAGUUCUGGGAGGGGAUCUGAUGGGGAACAUCAUACAAAUUUUUCUUCUAGGAAUUCAUCUUUAAUAUUCCGUUCAGGGAAUCCUGAAAUAACUACUAAGAGGAAAUCUAUAGAUUUUAAUAGGUGGAAACUUCUUUCUUCUUUUCAAAAACCAUCUUUCCAGCUUAAGGAAAAAAUGAACAGUCUGUCGAACAAAAUAAGGAAUGGUUCGAUUAAAAGUAAUGUCUCAGUUGCGCACACAAGUGAAGUUGAAUCAAUUUCAAUGGUUGUAUCUACUGAUCUUUUAGAACAUGAAUAUGAAAUGUAUGAUCUAACAGACUGUUGUGGACUCAGAGAAACAGAUAUUUAGGUGGAACAUUAUUUUAUUUUAGUAUUUUUGAGAUUGUUUUAAACAUGACAUGUUGAAGAGAAAUAUAUUACAUCUAUAUAUGAUACAUGCUAUUAAUAUAAUUGUGAAAAAUCAGAUGGGAAAUGUUUUAACCUUGAUGGAUUUUUAUUUCCAAUCUAAUAAAUGAUGAAAUUAAAUAAGAAAAGUAUGUGUUUAUAAAAAAAAAACUAAAUAUCCAAUAAAUUAAAUUUGAAAGUGAAAA
Messenger RNA from Bombina bombina (fire-bellied toad), 2160 nucleotides. It is a transcript of the gene ADRA1D, whose product is annotated as adrenoceptor alpha 1D. Gene Ontology annotation, biological process: positive regulation of cytosolic calcium ion concentration; cell-cell signaling; adenylate cyclase-activating adrenergic receptor signaling pathway. The coding region runs from base 432 to 1919 and encodes 495 amino acids. The record is from RefSeq and is a predicted model, not a curated record. Lineage: Eukaryota; Metazoa; Chordata; Amphibia; Anura; Bombinatoridae. Gene Ontology annotation, molecular function: alpha1-adrenergic receptor activity. Gene Ontology annotation, cellular component: membrane. The transcript is spliced from 2 exons.